Huiozyma naganishii CBS 8797 is the source of this 2022-nucleotide messenger RNA. RefSeq lists its product as uncharacterized. The coding region runs from base 1 to 2022 and encodes 673 amino acids. The transcript has a single exon. Gene Ontology annotation, molecular function: triacylglycerol lipase activity. Gene Ontology annotation, biological process: lipid metabolic process. The record is from RefSeq and is a predicted model, not a curated record. NCBI's taxonomy places the organism in Eukaryota, Fungi, Ascomycota, Saccharomycetes, Saccharomycetales, Saccharomycetaceae.
AUGAGUGAAGAUAACGCCAACGCAAAGAAAGAGGAGAAGGUGUACGCGAUGCCAAAAUUCAUUGAGUCCAAAUCCGAUUUCAUCGAACUCACCGCUUCCGAUGUGCAACCAUCUGCACAGGAUAAAGAUAUAGAUUCAGACGCUGAAGAAUCCGAGGAGGCCGGUGAGUCCGGCUACGUGUACAAGGGGAUUGAAACCACGCACACUUUCGAAGCAAUGGACCAAGCGAAUCAGCUGAUCGGGGGGUCCACGAUCGCUGCAGGUCAAACCGAGAAAAAGAAGGCUCACUACAUCUCGCUCGAGGACGUCGAUGACGACGACACGAGAGAGUUGAAGAAGUACAAGAACUACAACAAGGACCACAAGAUCUUUGCGUUCCAGUUCCCUCUGGGGACCUCCAACUCAGAUGAGAUCAACGAGGGUCCCGUUGGCAGUUUUAAGACGAUGAAACCAUCCGCAGAGGAUGCCACUACCAUUGCCAUUGCAAGAAGGGAGAAAAAACACGAAUUGAAGGACAAGUUGAAGAGAACGGACUCGUUGGACUCUCUGGAGGAAUUGAUUCUUUUCGAGGGCGAGAAGGGUGUCAACACUGGGCGUUCCGAGGCACUAAAGAGAACUUUCGGUGUCGGAGGUUUGACUGGGACUUUCAAGCACAUGUCCUACGAUGAGCAAGAGACCACCGAGGACGGGUACGUUUGUAGCAGAUUGAGAAAUAUCUGGAACGAACUGGAAGGUGACGUCGUCAUCAUGGGUGGUUACCGUGGUUCCAACUUGGCCGAGGCCAAAACGGGGAGAAGAAUUUGGGUCCCCAUCAAGGCUGGCUUCAAUAUGACCACCGCCGACUUGUUAAUUGGGCCAAACCCAGAGGACGAGAUCAAGACCCAGAAGGAAAUUGUCCCAACUGGGAUGCUGUCUCACGUUGGACCAGUGGACGUUUCCAAGAGAUUGAUCAAGAAAAUCGCAGAAAACCCUAGAGUCCACAUCGAGGAUUUCGGUUACGAUUGGAGACUUUCCCUUGAUAUUUCAGCAAGGAGAUUGAGAGACAAGUUGCAAAGAAACUACGACAAGCAAAAGGAGAAGAAAGGUACCUACGUUAUUGCCCAUUCUAUGGGUGGUCUAGUCGCCCACAAGGUCCUGCAAGAAAACACUAAUUUGAUCAGAGGGUUGAUCUACGUUGGGUCUCCUAGUCAGUGUUCCAAUAUUAUUGGGCCCUUCCGUUUUGGUGAUGAGGUCAUGUUCAACAAGACUCUUUUGAGUAAAGAAAACAACUUCUUCAUGAGAAGUAGUUUCCACUUCUUGCCCUUCGACGGGAGAUGCUUCAUCGACAAAAACACGUACGAGAGAUACGAUAUCGAUUUCUUUGACCCUGAGGUCUGGAGAAAGUUGGGGUUGUCCCCACUGGUCAGUGAGAAGAGACAGAAGAUUGCCGAGAACAACAAGAGAGCUCAAAAGAAUGCCGCUGAAAAGAAUGCUAUUAACCCAGCAAGCACCGUUAUCAAGUCUCUCGGUGGCGCUACCAAGACAAUCCUCAACACCGUGCCAAUCGUGAACAAGUUGAACCCAGAGAAACCCACCGAGAGGUACUUGGAGGUUGAAAUGCAAGAUGACAGCGAGUUCAAGACUCCUUACGAUGUGUGUGUCAAAUACUUAAAGCGUACUUUGAAGGACACCAGGGCAUACUUGGAGAGUCUGGAAUACCGUCCAGAAAAGGAAUACCCUCCACUGGGUAUUGUGUACGGUAACAAGGUUCCCACCGUUCGUGGUUGCAAAGUCGAUGGUAUCAAAGGUAUCAGAGACGGUCACUACAACGACUUUUACUACGGUCCUGGUGACGGUGUUGUCCACUACAAGUGGUUGUUGCCCGAAAAGAGAGGGUUCCCCAUCGUUUGUAAAGUGGCCAGUGACACUGGCCACGUCAGUUUGAUGACGGAUUUGGAUGCUAUUGGUAAGGCCUUCAUCUCCAUCAGAGAUGCUGAAAAGGAGAGAGAGAAGUUGAAGAGGAAGCAUUUCAUGUCCGGUUGA